Molecule: messenger RNA, 8649 nt
Organism: Astyanax mexicanus (Mexican tetra)
Lineage: Eukaryota; Metazoa; Chordata; Actinopteri; Characiformes; Acestrorhamphidae
Product: retinoic acid receptor beta
Exons: 8
Coding region: 727-2133 (468 amino acids)
Biological process (GO): retinoic acid receptor signaling pathway; regulation of transcription by RNA polymerase II; cellular response to corticotropin-releasing hormone stimulus
Cellular component (GO): transcription regulator complex; nucleus
Molecular function (GO): nuclear glucocorticoid receptor binding; zinc ion binding; RNA polymerase II cis-regulatory region sequence-specific DNA binding
Source: RefSeq, a predicted model, not a curated record
GUGGCCGGCAGCGACUCUGAGUUUUGCGAUUUUAGUCAUUCCAUCCAAUCCUACUGCAGUAGGCGCGAACGCUCCAGCCAAUGGGAGCACGCAGGAGGCGUGGCGUGCCGGAAUGCGGGUGUGGCUCCGCAGCGCUCGCGCUCUCUCUCUGUGCGUGAGAAUCCCGGGACUCGGUGAUGAUGUCAGAGCGCUGGGGUCAUUUGAAGGGUAGCCGCCUCGGAGGGGUUCACGGAAAGUUCAGCCGCAUACAUUAGGCGAUUCAAUCCCUCACUCCGCGCGCGCGCGACACCGUACUGGUAGGAAACAGAGCUCGCGCGGAGGCAGGAUGAGCCCAUUCGUCAUCUUUUAGGCUCGGAGACGUGAUUUUGUAAAUGAAGGAAAAGAGGAGAAAAGAGUUUGAUGUUGAAUUCGCUUGUUUCUGUGCUUGUUUUAAAGCAAAAACAGAGGAUGACACGCGCUCGCGCAUCGGCUUUUAGAGGGAGCGCGCGUGCUAAAAGGUCCAGCUCGUGAGUUGGAAAAGAAGCACCGGAGAAAAACAAGAACAAGGACUUGGAUGGAGUUGGGGGACAGUUUGGACCGGGAGUAGGUCCGGUAGUCGCGCGCGUGAAUUACAAAGCUGGUGCUCGUGCGUGCUGGUGUUGUUGUUUUUGUUGCUCCUGGUUCUGGUUCUGGUUCUGGUGGUUCUGCUGGUUCUGGGAGGAGGUGGGACACAGAGUGGACCCCGGUAUGUUCGACUGCAUGGACGUGCUCGCGGUGAGCCCGGGCCAGAUGCUGGACCUGUACCCUCCGCCCCCGUCCUCGUGCAUGCUGCAGGAGCAGGCGCUGAAGGCGUGCUUCCGAGGGCUCGCGCGCGCAGACUGGCAUCACCGGCGCGGCGGCGCGCACUCCAUCGAGACGCAGAGCAGCAGUUCAGAGGAGCUGGUCCCCAGCCCCCCCUCGCCCCUGCCCCCUCCCCGGGUCUACAAGCCCUGCUUCGUGUGCCAGGACAAGUCCUCGGGAUACCACUAUGGCGUCAGUGCCUGUGAGGGCUGCAAGGGUUUCUUUCGCAGAAGCAUCCAGAAGAACAUGGUGUACACCUGCCACCGGGACAAGAACUGCAUCAUCAACAAGGUGACGAGGAAUCGCUGUCAGUACUGUCGUCUACAGAAAUGCUUCGCUGUUGGAAUGUCCAAAGAGUCCGUGCGGAACGACAGGAACAAGAAAAAGAAGGAAAGCCCGAAGCCAGAGCUGACAGAGAGUUACGAGCUGUCAGCAGAGCUGGAGGCCAUCAUCGAGAAAAUCCGCAAAGCUCACCAAGAGACGUUCCCUUCUCUCUGCCAGCUGGGCAAGUACACCACGAACUCAAGUGCUGACCACCGGGUGCGUUUGGAUCUGGGACUGUGGGAUAAGUUCAGUGAGCUGGCCACUAAGUGCAUUAUCAAAAUCGUGGAGUUCGCCAAACGAGUGCCUGGCUUCACUGGACUCACCAUCGCUGACCAGAUCACACUACUCAAAGCUGCCUGUCUGGACAUACUGAUUCUGCGUAUUUGUACUCGUUAUACGCCGGAUCAGGACACUAUGACCUUCUCGGAUGGGUUGACCUUGAACCGGACUCAGAUGCACAAUGCAGGAUUCGGGCCGCUGACGGACCUGGUCUUCACCUUCGCCAAUCAGCUGCUGCCCAUCGAGAUGGACGACACCGAGACGGGCCUGCUCUCCGCCAUCUGCCUCAUCUCUGGAGACCGUCAGGAUCUGGAGGAACCCUCGAAGGUGGAUCAGCUGCAGGAGCCUCUUCUGGAGGCGCUGAAGAUCUACGUGAGGAAGCGCCGACCCAGCAAACCCCACAUGUUCCCCAAAACCCUCAUGAAGAUCACAGACCUCCGGAGCAUCAGCGCCAAAGGUGCGGAGCGAGUUAUCUCUCUGAAGAUGGAGAUUCCCGGCUCGAUGCCUCCUCUUAUUCAGGAGAUGUUGGAGAAUUCAGAAGGUCAGGAUGGACAGAGCUCGGCGGAGAGCAGCAGUACGGAUAAAAACUCGUCCGGUUCUAAGCGAGCUGCCGCGUCCUCGCCCGAGCCGGAACCAGAGCCGGAACCGGAACCGGAACCCGAGCCGUCAGAUAACGGUGCGGGAGCUUCAUCAUCCGGCGAGGAGUCGUAAAACCACAGCACCUAAAACCUCAAACUCAGAACUACGGCCUCAGACCUUCCUUUUGCACAGUCAGUACAGGUGGAGCAUCGCCGCGUCCUCUACCUGCACGUCACUAUGAUCUCUUAUCUCUUUUUACUUUCCUUUGUUUGUUUUUUUUUUGUUGUUUUUCACAUUCCUUCAUUUCAGAUAAAUAAUGUGUAGAUCAUGGAUUCAGGCCUAAAAAAGGACCGGAGCUUCAUGUGUUAAAAAACAGCAGCUCUUACUGGCAUCAGCACUAUGGGACCCACACACAGUCUACAGUACACUCCAAUACACUACGUGUGUGUGUGUGUGUGUCCCGGAUGCCGACCUGGAACACAGAGGUGAAACUCCGCAGGUGUGUGUAUAUUAAUUACCUGCAUGACGGCUCUGAGUUUCUGAUGAUGGUUUUUCUCUUUUUCUCUCUUUCUCUCUUUUUUCUCUUUUUCAUACAUUGUACAAACCAUUCUCUGGGUAGAGCUCUGUAUGAUAACUUUUGUGGUGCUUUAUUUCAUUGUCUUAAAGAUAUCGUUUGAGGCGAUACACUACGUCUAAAGAUGCACAGAAGAGCACCGUCCACUGGAGCUACAGAUAAAAAACAGUUAAAAACAGAAAAGGUAAAAAUAUCCUCACUGUCGUAUCUCCGAUAAAGAGGAAUCUUUAAUAGAGAACGAAAAGGGAAAUCAAUUAACUUUAAUGUUUGAUUUUAUUGAACUCAUUUUGAACCAUUUAUGUUGGUUAGUUUGCAAAUGUUCCACCUUAAAUUUCACACCAAAUUGUGGUUUUAAAAAUAGGCUGAAAGGACUUUACGCACUUUUUUUUUUUUUACAUUUUGUACACCAAUUAUAAUUUUACAGGCAGCAAAAAAAGAAAAUUACUAAUUUAUGACAUUAAAUUAGGGAAAAUAUAUUACAGAGCACAUUUGCCGGUUCGAAUCCUGGUCAUGCAGCUUGCCAUUAGCUGCCGGAGCCCCGAGAGUGCACAGUUGUUCUUGCUCUCUCUGGGUGGGUACAGUAGUGAUGCUCUUUCACCUCAUUAUUCCUAGGGUGAUGUGGAUCAGCACAAGGCUGCGUCUGUGAGCUGAUGUAUCAGAACCGAGUCGCUGCGCUGCUUUACUCUGAGCGUUAGCGCUGCUGUGAUGCUACUCGGCAAAAAGUUCAAAAAGAGGCGGAGUCUGGUCUUCACCCUCCUGGUGUGUUGGAGCAUCACUAGUGAUAGGGCGAGUCCUAAUGAGUGGGUUGAGUAAUUGGCCGUGUAAAUUAGGGAGAAAAUGGAAUAAAAAUUAGAAAUAAAACUUAUAAAAGAACAGAACAACAUAUACAUUAUUUUAAUCCUCAUUUUUAUGCCAAUAUGAAGCUAAAACACAAGAAUCACACUACUAUACUACUAUAAAGAAUACCAUUGGAACUACUGAGCAACACCUUAGCAACCACUUGGAACAGAAAAGCAAGAAAAGCAAAUAGAAACUCUGUGGAAUGUUUUAUUGUACACUUUUUAUCUCACUGUUCAUUAUCUAACUUUUAUUAUAUAGUUCUUAUAGUUUCAUUAUAUAGUUUAAUUGUACGACAGUAAUGAUGAGGUUCUAUAUUUGUGGUUCUAUUUAUGAUAAACACGUCUGUAAUUAAUCUUCAUUAUUAUUCUUAAUCUUAUUAUAUCUUGUACUGCCCCUAGUGGACGGAAUGACUCCUCUGUGCAUCUUUUAAAACAGGGCUCAUUAUAAAGUCCUUUAAAAUACAGUUCUAUAGAAUGUUCUUGCAUAUAGACAGUACGGACGUCUAAUAUUUUAUAUAUUGUUCGUAUAUUUAAUGCGUUUUUGUUUCUUGCAUUUUUGAAAAAAAAAAAGCUCUACGUUCAAAUGUCUAAAGGAGGAAAUUCUAAACACACUAAUACACUCACACACACACACACACUCAUACACACACUCAUACACACACUUAUACACACACUCAUACACACACACACAUAUAUAUAUAUAUAUAUAUAUACAUUCUCAUGCUGCAAGAACCCCAACGUUUCCCCGCUGUCAGUGGGUGAUGGAUGGAGUCUGGUGAUAUUAUGGUCAGAUAUCAGUUUAAUAUCAGCAGCUGAAUCAUGAAUUCAGUGUCUUACAGCCGAAUCACCGUCCUGCUUUACAGAAGUGUCUUAUUUUUAGUUUUUUGUUUUUUUGUUCUUUAUUGUUUGAGCAGUAAAACUUGGGGACAUUGCAAUCUUCUAAAUCUCACCUGCUUCAGCUGCUCUUCUGCACAGAGCAGAUUGUAAACUUUACUCUUUACUCUCUCUCUCUCUAGAGCUUUACCUCUUUUCUCUCUAUCUAUCUAUCUGAAAAAAAAAUGAAGGUCGCACGUCAGUUUCUGAAUCAGUUUCUCUGAUUUAGCUAUUUAUAGGUUUAUAUUUGAGUAAAAUGAACAUUGUUGUUUUAUUCUAUAAACUACAGACAACAUUUCUCCCAAAUUCCAAAUAAAAAUAUUCUCAUUUAGAGCAUUUAUUUACAGAAAAUGAGAAAUGACUGAAAUAACAAAAAAGAUGCAGAACUUUCAGACCUCAAAUAAUGCAAAGAAAACAAGUUCAUAUUCAUAAAGUUUUAAGAGUUCAGAAAUAAUCAAUAUUUGGUGGAAUAAUCCUGGUUUUUAAUCACAGUUUUAAUUUCAUGCAUCUUGGCAUCAUGUUCUCCUCCACCAGUCUUACACACUGCUUUUGGAUAAGAAUUUAAGCAGUUCAGUUUGGUGGUUUGAUGGUUUGUGAUCAUCCAUCUUCCUCUUGAUUAUAUUCCAGAGGCUUUCAAUUUGGUAAAAUCAAAGAAACUCAUCAUUUUUAAGUGCUCUUUUGUUUUUUUUUUCCAGAACUGUAUCUAUCUCACUAUAUAUUUCUCUAUUUAAGUCUCUUUUACAGCAAAAAGAUAUAACUUGGCAGGUAAAAUCAUCUUAGAUCUUAUAACAUAUCACUGUCCAAUCACAAAGCCUUAUCUUUAUCUUCAACAAAAACUUCAUGAAAUGUACUGAUUAAUAAAUUGGCCGAUUCAGAUGAUGUCAAAAACGUCAUGAUGACUAAAAUAAGGAUUUUAUAAAGAACAUUAGUGAUGAGAAACAUGAGAUAAACAGAGAAAUAUGAACUAAAUUUAAGAUGAUUUGACUUGUCAAUAUAUCAUUUCACUCUCUUUCUCUCUUUUCUCUCUCUCUUUUUCUGAAGGGAAAGAUGUAUUGUAUUUUAUUUUUACCCACACGGAGCGUCUUUGGUCUUUGGCUCCUCAGACCGGAGGACGGUUUGUGUGAAACGCAGAAUGCUAAGGAGAUUCUACACUUCAGCUCUGACCCGAAAUAGCAAACUUUAGUUCAUCAAUCCUGAAAAGCUCGAUUUUCUCAGGGUAAAGCUGUGCUCUCUGUAAAAAUACCUCUUAAUGAACAAAGUGACUUUAAAUUAGCCCUCCCCUGAUCUGCAUGACUCUAAAUUAGGAGCUAGUGAGGAAUGCAGGGCUCUAUCCUGAUAUCUGUAAUAUAUUCAGUGUUGUUGGGUUUUUUAAUUGUUUAAUUGUUUUAUUUGGUUUAUAUGCAGCAUUCCACGUCUUCAUUUACAUUUUUUUAAAUGACAAUGGCACUUAAAGCUGAGAAACGCUGAAGUGUCUGUUUAAAACCAAUAAGAACCUCAGAAACUCAAGCUUUCUGUCUAAAUUUCCCCCUAAAUCGCUAAAAAUCAUUUCCUUUUUUGGUAAAUUCUUUCUGACCUUUGGAGAAGCUGCACUUAGGACAGGAUUGAAUGUGGUCAGCUAGUGAGCACUUUCCCAGUCAGGCAAUGUUCAAACCUUCCUCUCGUCCUAUUCCAGCUCCCAUAAGUCUCAUAAACUCUUACAAACUCCCAUAAACUCUCAUAAACUCCCAUAACUCUCAUAAACUCCCAUAACUCUCAUAAACUCCCAUAACUCCAAUAAACUCCCAUAACUCCAAUAAACUCCCAUAACUCCAAUAAACUCCCAUAACUCCAAUAAACUCCCAAACUCUCAUAAACUCCCAUAAAUUCCUAUAAACUCCCACAACUCCAUAAUUUUGCCUAGUUUCAUUCAAAAAGGCAGUAAAAAAAAUAUUUUUUUUUUUCACCAAAAUCAGCAAAUUACAUAAGGCUAUAGUCUUAUGUUUUUCUGUUAUUUUGGACCAUUCCUCAAAUGCUUCUAUUUAACUAGAAUGUAACUCAAAGAGCUGAUAAUUAUCUGGGCACUGUGUAAAGUUGCUCAGUUUCAUUCAUUUUCAUUCAGGUUCUUAUGAGCCCGAACUGAACUCUCUGGUGGUUCUUUUGGUGGAAAAGUGCUUUGAGCUCAGUGUAAAGCUCUAUCUGGACGGGAUUAGUAUCUCAGGGGUUCGCCUGUGAAAAAUAUUUCACACUUUUACUCAGUAAAACCUGAUAAAACUCCUGCAUCCGGACUGCAAUUGAAAAAAACAGGAGGACCAGUGAGUUUUUUUAGGCUUUUUUCUAUCUAUUAUUUUUAUCAUCACGGAGUUCAGUAGCUCCUCCAUUUCCACUUGCUGUUGUGUUUUUAACGUGGAUCUCCAUGGAAACCGUGGCACGCCCAAAGUGUAAUUACGGUGCGCAGCAGUGGACAAAUAGCUAUUUUAUUAUUUUGUUAAAGGCAAGGAGACGAAACUCAGAGAUGUGCGUCCGGACGGGACUAAAAUUACCGGAGGAGCACGGAGUUCAGAGAAAAACAGUAGAUAAUUCAGCCUGUAAUUUUCUCAGAGGACGUCUGAGAAAAACACCUACAUGAUCGUUCUGGACGGGAAUAAAAUCACAGAGGAUAAAAAAAAAAACCAUAAAAGAGAAAAUUACCCAGAACCCCUGAGAAUCUAAUCCUGUCUGGAUAGAGCUUUAGUCUGUGUUAGAGAGUAUUUAGUAUUUAUGGAGAUCUGCUCAGUGCAGCUAAAUCACAGCUUUUUUCAGAGCUGCAGUAUUAAUAAAGUAGCCUUUUACUACUUUUAGUUCUUUUUCUGUUCUGGUUUACAGUUGAAUGUGAUAUAUUUGAUAUAUUUGUUCGUAUUGCUGCUGAUUGGAGGCAGAGAUACAGAGAUGUACGUGCAGAUCGCGUGUAUUUCUACUUUUCUUUUCUUUCUGUUAUUUAAAAACAAAAAAAGGAGAAAGAAGCUGUAAUGUGUUUUCGGUACCACUUUAAAACAAGACUACCUUUAUAAAGGAUCUAUAAAUGGUUUGUAAAUUAGAUUAUUACUUAUUAUUGAUUAGGUUGUAAAUGCCUUAAAAACCAGCAGUUUAAGCAGUUAAAAAACAUCAAACAUUAAACAUUAAAAAAGCAACAGUAGCAACUUAGUCAUUUAAUUUAUGGUAAAUAGUUAAACAUACUUAUAAAUAUAUAUUCAUAUGGCAGGUUUAAUGCUGCGGCUCAGUAUGUAGAAAGAUCUGAGGUUUGACGGUAAAGACGAGUGUGGAAUCACUACUUUGCAUGUUUUCAGCUCACUGUUGCCAUUUCUAUUUAUGUUAUAUAAUAACCAUUAAUAAGCUCAUUUAUAAACCAUUCAUAAACCCUUUAUAAAGGUCGUCUUAUUUUAAAGUGUUUUUAUGUUUUUUAAUGGAUGAUGGACGAUCUGAACGAAGAAUCGAAUCGAAAUGUAGCAUCAUCAUCAUCUCAUACACUGCCUUUACAGACGCUCACCACAGGAAGAUUAAAUACGUUCAGUAGGAAACUUCACUUUUAACUUAAAAGGUAAAGGAAGGAACUUCUUUAAGAAGUUUUACUUCAUUUUUACUUUCUUUUUUUUUCUUGUUGCUCAACGAAGAGAUUAUUAAAGCAAGCUGUGAAUCCAAACACAGAUCCUACAGAUCUCCUGCUUCAGUCCUCAGAACAAAUUCAGUACGUUUCUCUUUUACAUCAUUUUAUUUUUUCGUUUGUUUUUUUUUUUGUUCGAUUUGUUUAAUUUUCUUCUUCUUCUUCUGAAAAGCCGACCCACUGUCGCCACUCGACUCAAUCAGCUGGAUCAGUUGACUGCACUCAACUGAGCCUCUACAGGAACAGUCGCGUAACUCUGAGGGAAGGUUUUAAAAUGUAUAUUAAACAUGUAAAAAAUGUAAAAAACGAAACAAAAAAACAAAAGCUGGAGUGUUUUCACACAGUGCUGGUACACGUUCUGUACCGUUUUUGAGACGUUGAGACGUUGCGCUUCUUCGCCUUUCUUUCGGGGAACACAUCUCCACCCUGCAGUGUUGUACAGUUGUGUUCUGAGACUCGAGACUCGCUGGAUCUGCGGCUUAAAAAACAAAAAAUAAAAUAAAGAGAUUGAAAGACUCCACUGCUGAAAAGCAAAGCGUCUCGGCCUCUGUCCCGGCUACGCCAACGCAGACGCGAAAAGACAAAAAGAUGCAGAACAUAUCUCGUCUUAUUUUUGUUUGUUUCUUUUUGUUUGUUUGUUUUUUUCAUCAGUGUCCUGUUUGUACAUUAACAAUGCUUUGUAUGUUCAUAUACUGUUUACCAUGAACUCUCCUGGCGAAAUAAAAAUAUAUUUAUUUUAAAAUAAA